Harpegnathos saltator (Jerdon's jumping ant) is the source of this 5275-nucleotide messenger RNA. RefSeq names its product inositol polyphosphate-5-phosphatase A (gene 5PtaseI). NCBI's taxonomy places the organism in Eukaryota, Metazoa, Arthropoda, Insecta, Hymenoptera, Formicidae. The record is from RefSeq and is a predicted model, not a curated record. The transcript is spliced from 11 exons. Gene Ontology annotation, biological process: phosphatidylinositol dephosphorylation. Gene Ontology annotation, molecular function: inositol-polyphosphate 5-phosphatase activity. The coding region runs from base 493 to 3207 and encodes 904 amino acids.
GCAAGAGACAGAGAGCGGAACGCGGAGCGACGGCGCGAGUGCGAGGAGAGAAAGCGAGACAGAGAUACUCGUGUAGGACAGACGAGAGACCGCGAGUCGUCGUGUAGACUUGUAGAGUCGCUCGAUCGCGGCGGUAGUGUGCGGCGAGCUACAGCGCGCGCAGUAGUGUGCGAGUGCGUGCGAGCGAAUGACGUGCGCGGUCGCCGUCGAUCGUCGCGCGGCCGCCGCGGGUGCUGCCAGUGCUCCGUUCGUCAUCGCCGUCGGUGCAGUGCGGUGUGUGCUGCUUGUCGAGUCCGCGCGACAGCCUGCGCGCGCCAGAGCGCGCCUGCCUGCUUGUCCGACAACAACGUUCGUACUUGUCGAUUACGCGCCGCGUUUGCCGAUUAUCGUGGCCUGAUAGCAGUCGCGCUUCCAGCAACGGUGACUGGAGCAGCCGCAACAGCAGUUUCUUCCUCUUGGUCGGCUGAUCGACCGACCGCCCCGGCUGCGAGCAUGGCGGGCAACGGUGUGCCGGUCCUCCUCAUCACCGCGAACGUCGGCAGUAUCUUUGAAGAGCCUAGCGUGAUGCUAAAGAUAUGGACGGAAGAAUUUUUAUCCACUAUAUCGAGGCUGGAUCCGAAAUUCAUAGCAUUGCACUGCCAAGAAGUAGGCGGGAAAAAUUACGAGCAAAGUAUGAGACAUGUGGAAGACUUUGUUAGAUUACUUAUGUCGUCGGAAGAAUUAAGGUUGUUUGACAAAAUUAGAGUAUUUCUCGACGAGGACUAUUCGUCCGCCGAACAUUUUACAGCUUUAGGAAACUUCUACUUUGUGCAUGAGUCCUUGAGCGACGUUUUAUUAUGGGAUUUUAAUGAAUGUACCUUUGUACCGGUAAAUGGAAAAGAAGUCCAUUCGGGUAAUAUAGAAGCAGUUACAACCAAAGAAAAGGCCAAGUUUCCUCAAGAGUUCUUCCCAGAAUGCAAAUGGUCCAGAAAAGGCUUCCUGCGGACGCGAUGGAGUAUUAGUGGAACAGUUUUUGAUCUCAUAAACAUACACUUAUUUCAUGACGCCAGCAAUUUUAUUGCUAUGGAGACGUUCCCAUCGGUAUACAGUAAGACGCGCAGAAGAGCGCUGGAGCAUACCUUAGAUAGAUUCCAUAAUGACAAAUAUCCAAAUGUACCAUAUUUUUUAUUUGGUGACUUUAAUUUUAGGACAGACACAGCAAGUGUGAUCAAAAAACUAACGGAAGAUACUCGAGAGAGGAGGUUAUCAAAUAAGGGGAAUAUUUCAAAGCUUCAAUUUCAUAAUAGAGAUGACGAUCUAAUAUUAACGUUAGGGAAGAAAGAAUUCUCGCAUUAUGAACAUCAAAACGUCUUUAUGAAGAACAGCGGUGAAUGGUUACGCGAAUAUGACAAAGAGCUGGGAGACUUUGAUGGAAGAUUGUUCGAGUUUCCGAUCAGCUUCGUGGCAAGUUAUCCGUUUCAAGAAGAUAUCAAUGAGCCCGUGAAUUACAUGCAAACAAGAGUGCCGGCUUGGUGUGAUCGGGUUUUAUUGAGCCCCACUGCGAAAACGCUAGUCCAAGAUAUAAAUGAUUCUGAUGCGAUGGAAUACGGUAUAAUCGGCCCGACUACGUGCAUGGGUGAUCACAAGCCAGUCUACUUGAAGGCUAAUCUCAUCUCGGACGCAGGUAUGAUAGACUGCUGCAGCUUGCCACUUGCACCUGAGUUUUGCUUCCGAGUGCCCAACAAUUAUUUGGAGUUGUUGUCCAUGUUGCCUGACUGCCAUAGUUACGUUAACGCGCGUGCGGAUUAUGUUGAUCGUUCGUCUAAUCUGUUGCACGCAGCACCUAUUAAGCAUGAUCCUUACACACCAGAUAGUAUGGACAGCCCGAGUCCGAACGCGUUGUUAGCCACCGGCGAGGUUCCGGACUUAGACGCGGAUCACAUCUUUGCCGGUGACAACGCGUCCGCGCAGCGGUCAACUCAGACCGGCACGUCGAGACGUAUCGAUCGUGCGGUGUCACCGGCGUUGCUCAAGUCUCGAUUAGAGCUGAUCGUGCAGAAUAAACGGCAAGAGGACGCGGAACUGGAAGUGGACGCUUCGGACAUCAAGAGAAGUCCCAGCGAAUGCCAUCUGCGCUCCUUGCCGGAUAGCGAGGACCGGCAGUGGUGCGUGCGGAAGAACAGGUGCAACAGUGACGUAUCAUGGCAGCGGUCCCACGUGUUGACCGAGGCUUGGGUACGCGGCAAAGGCCAGCAGGGCUAUCACUCCUUCAGCAACUUCGCCAAUCGCUCAUCCUCGCCCGUGAGUCCACCGGACAUGGUCGACGGGUUGCCACCCGACCUGAUCAUACCUCGAAUAGCCAUCAUAAACGCGAGCAACUUCGAGUCGAACGAGAGCUCCGUAUACUUCCAUGACGACAGGCUGAGCAAUUAUUCGGAGAACAAACUGAGCGCGUAUUCGGACGGCCGCACGAAGACGUUGAGCGGUGAAGGCGGGAGCUCAGACAAGUCGGACGAGAUUUGCGACAAGAUGGACGUAGGCAGCAACAGACUGAACUCGAGCACAGAGCAAGUGGUGGAGAUGCAGGAGAACGUGUAUCCGGUGGCUCACGACGGAUCGAAUGAACAGUACUUUAAGGAGAACAAUGGCAAAUUCAUCGAAGACAAGUGCAACAUGUGCAAGGAAACAAAAUGUCAGAUAGAGACUCGGGCUCUCAUCACGUCACGGACGAAUGACAAGUCAAGCGUGGCACGCAACGACGUUCCGGAUGAAUCCGCUUGCCGAGACUCUAUGCGAUCCAGCGAGAUCCUGUUGGAGAAUCCACUGACUUCUCAGGCCUUGCAGAGGAUACAUGAGCGAGCCGACGUGGACAUGGAUCAAACUGAUGCGAGGCUCAUCGACGGCGUCCUGUACGAAAAGCCUGACGCAGAGAUCGGACAGCUGCUCCGGAAUCAGGAUCGCGACAGCAAUGUGAUAAAGAUAUGCUCAGAUGCGCACACGGAUCAUGUGGUAAGUCACGACGCGGAGAUUGUAAGCUGCGAGAGCAGGCAAAAGAUGUGCGGCUCGAACAACACGACGAGAAGCAAUUCCACGCAUAGUCAGGAUAUCAGUGACCACGCAGGAAGUGUCAGACUAAAAUUGAAAGCUUACAAAGUCACCGAACGAUACAAGAGCAACAUAAUAGGCAGGGAGACCAGGUGUAGGAAGUGUUGCUGUGUGGUAUCGUGAUGCUCCGCCUUAUUAUACAGUCCGCAUCCUAGAAUCCGUGUGAAUCAGUUCCUCGUUUAUUUAUGGCGUGGUGACACGCCACCAUCGGGUCUUUGGUUAUCUUCUGUUUCUUUUUGUUUCUACUUACCUAGAGUAUUCCUUCGUUCAACCGUUGUUCCCCGACCUCUCGUCUCAUUUCCUCGUGUUAUUCUCUCGAUACGCUGAGGUCGGUGUUCGAGACAGCGUCUGCAGUCUUAGUUUCUGUGCUUAGUGUAAGACUAUAAUAAUUUAUUUCUUCGUACGGUGUGCGUAUUUCAUUGUAUAUUCCGUUGUUGAUGACGAUAAGAGUAAUCUAUGAGUGAGUUACGCCAUGUUACUCGCAAAUGUGCGAUUUUACAUGUAGAUCGUGCGACGAGUGAUCGUGUUGACGUAAUGACGGACACUUCGUGUAUUUAUUGUCGAGAAUUAUUCGCCGUGGACGCGCUCUUCAAACCGCGGCGGUCGUGACCAUUCGCAACUACCUGGCUGCGCGUGUGAUAUAAGUACAGAGAGAGAGAGAGAGAGAGAGAGAGAGAGAGAGAGAGAGAGAGAGAGAGAGAGAGAGAGAGAAAGAUACAAGUUUAAUCACAGACGGUCUCGCGCUCGCGCUUUUGCGCUCUUUCGCGCGUCUUUCACCGGAAGCAGCCGUUCUGCAUGCCAUCGAGAGAGAGAGAGAGAGAGAGAGAGAGAGAGAGAGAGAGAGAGAGAGAGAGAGAGAGAGGAAGCGUCAGCGGUGUGAAGUGAUUCUUCCUGCAUGCGCAUGGUACUCUAACGUGUGAACGUGUUUUGCACGCGAAAAACCCCUGCGAAGAAACCACCUCUUCCCCCAAAGUGCGAUAACGAGAACUCUUUUACGACUUUUUUUUCUCUCUCUCUCUCUCUCUCUCUCUCUCUCUAUCUCUCUCUCUCUCCCCUUCUCUCUCCUCGUUGUAGUCGUGUAAUUUAUAAGCAGUAUAAUCGCACGCGUCGCGUUACUCGGUGGGACGCGAUGUACGUUUGACACAUUUAUUUAGAACGUGUAUGGAUGUAGACGAUAUAGUAAUAGUAACGAGAUGUUGUUUACGUUGAUGUUGUGUAGUUUACGCCGCUGUGUGUACAGUGUCAAAAGAGUAAUACGUACAGAGACUGAUAAAAGAUUGUUACCAGUAUAUAUAUAUAUAUAUAUAUAUGUAUAUAUAUAUAUACAUACUUUCACGAGCAGUGCUACGUUAUCCUAUUAUACGCUAUUUUACGUAGAAGUGGACCGUCAUUCGACGGAUCCCCAUCUCCUCCCCCUCGGUACCUUGAUACAAGCAUGGUUCUAAGUAUUCUUUUCUGUUUUGUCAAAGAAAUUCUUACCUCGCAAUGUUCUUGUCUUCGUUUUGAGUUUAAUAUGCUCCUAGGUCGCAUAUAGUAGUGCAAACAUGCAUACGACACGACGUAUAGCUGUUACGAAUUUGAUCUUAUACUCUGAUAUGGCGGAUUCACCGGCUUGCAUAUACGAAGAAGAUUUUUAUCGGGUGAUAUAUAUCAUAUCGCGUAACUGGGAUAUAUUCAUACCAAAGUUCAUAUAUAUUAUUAAUUUAUAUACGCAUGUUUUACAAUAAUUUACAACAAUUUUGGAUUUCAAAAACUAAUAAUUUCUUCGAGUAUCUAACCAUGCGAUAUGAAAAUUUAUUAUACCAUAUGUAAAAUAGCUUCGUGUACUAUCUACAAGUGUUUCAAAAAUACGAAUAUAUCCUAGUCGGUCUAAUUAGUAUGGUAUUCCUUAUCUGUAUACGAAUGAUAACAUAUUGUGUAGAAAAAUGUUCUUCGUGCAGUUCUAAAUUUUCAGCUGAUCUGGCUUCUUAAACUAUGUCAAAUUCGAAUUCUAAUUACUUCACUCUGCCCCGCACCGGUUGCGUAGUGUCGUUUUGUCUCAGCGCUGCACUGAUCUAACGUCGCAUCAGACGGUAAGUUACAUCCGUCCGAUGCUAUCAGAGAAUGAUGCUGUACUCGCAAGAUGUGCCGGGGCAGAGUCGGUGCACGUCCGCCGAAUUCGCUAUUAGAUGAAAUACGUGAUAUACAAGCA